Messenger RNA from Aureobasidium pullulans EXF-150, 633 nucleotides. RefSeq lists its product as uncharacterized. The coding region runs from base 126 to 497 and encodes 123 amino acids. Gene Ontology annotation, biological process: translation. Gene Ontology annotation, molecular function: structural constituent of ribosome. The transcript is spliced from 3 exons. Gene Ontology annotation, cellular component: ribosome. The record is from RefSeq and is a predicted model, not a curated record. Lineage: Eukaryota; Fungi; Ascomycota; Dothideomycetes; Dothideales; Saccotheciaceae.
AAUGUCAUGGUCCAAGCGUCAAGUUUCGUAGCACGCCGGCGAUAGUGCUGAGUGCUGAGUGCUGAGUGCUUGAUGCUGUCAACGAGCGACUGACGGCGACCUGGAUAUCAUCAGUCACACACACAAUGCUGUUCCUACGCUGCACACGGCAGAUUGCCCAAGCGCGACCGGCGCUCAAUCUCUCUUCUACAUCGCUGCUUCAGUCGACUCUUCGCCCACUGGCCGCAUCGCAACCCGCACAAUCCCGCACAUUUUCAUUGCUGUCAGCUAGACGCCCGACACUUCCCACCGCCCCAACAUCGACCUUGUCGCUCAACACCACCCUCGAGCUUCCCACUCUACCAGCCUCCUCCACCACCCUCACUCUCCUACAAGCCAGAGGUCCUAAGAGAGAUACAUUCGACCCCUCGCACCGCGUGAGAAAGCGAAGAAGUGGUUUCCUUGCCCGCAUUCGCAGCAGAAACGGUCGCAACUUGAGAUCCACUCUCAGUCAUUGAUGUCCUUUUCUUUUCCGAAUCUCUCGCUCUCCCAAGACAGACGCAUGUACAAAAAUUAGCAAAACCUUAUGUUACGGGCAGGGAAAUGCUCUGGAAGCGGCAUACAUCAGAUGUGCUUGAUGUGCCGUGAACAGAG